Molecule: messenger RNA, 972 nt
Organism: Spizellomyces punctatus DAOM BR117
Lineage: Eukaryota; Fungi; Chytridiomycota; Chytridiomycetes; Spizellomycetales; Spizellomycetaceae
Exons: 6
Coding region: 72-896 (274 amino acids)
Biological process (GO): double-strand break repair via homologous recombination
Cellular component (GO): Shu complex
Molecular function (GO): single-stranded DNA binding
Source: RefSeq, a predicted model, not a curated record
UUCCUUGCAACGCUCUUCUCCCAGCACACGAACCCAAUCGGGAAUGAUUCCAUUAACAUCUUAUCUUUACAAUGUUGAAUGUUGUGGCGGCUGAGACCUCACAGGAUGAGAAGCCCCAAAACACCUUGACAUCCCUGUUUGGCUUCGAAGAUGACUUUAACCAACACGGCUUUGACAAGGACAUUGGAACGGAAGGGAUUCUAUUGCUUGGCCCGUUAAAGUGCCAGACAUCGUGCAUGUUGUUUCAGUACGCGUUCAAACACGCACGACGGGGAGAAACUGUACUGUAUAUUUGUUCCAACAAAGAGGCUUUGCGGGCUACGCAGCCUUAUGUGCCCCUUGGAAGCUCUCCACCAACUCCCAGCGUUUUGGCUCGAGUUCAUAUUCGAUACAUUACCAGUUCCUACGCCUUAAGAAUGUUCUUGGCUUGGUUCCCACAUGUCACGUCAAUACCCGGUCUUCCUGAACUACCGGAUUGUAUUGUGAUUGAUGAUCUCUCGAGUUUUUUCGCGACUGGCCAAGCAACACACGAAGAAAUCUCUCGGACGAUGGCUCUGGUAAACCUUACCAUGGAUUUCGUGCGUGAGGAAAAGAAGAGCGACGUUUACGUGCUGGCGAGCUGUACUUCCUGUCAAUCAGUUGAAUUUCCGGAGUAUCAGUCCGCGCAAGUGUCUAUCGAUGCUGUUUGUAGGAGAUUCUUCAGAUGGACGGUGACGAUCGCGGGCGAUCAUCCCGACUUUACGAUGACCAUGGAAGAAUCUUCCGUUUACGGUGGUAGACUCUUCCGUCCGAGCAAUGGGACACCGCAUAGAGCCGACACGGACGAAACGGAUGCGAUGGGCGACAAACUUGUCUACCGAGUGGAUGAGGCGAAUAAAUACAUUAUAUUGCGUUAGUCUGUAAAGAUAUAUAUACAGUAUUCAGAGUUGCUUUAAUUAACAUCAGACAUGGGUUUGCCCAUCUUCGAGGACA